Messenger RNA from Lagenorhynchus albirostris (white-beaked dolphin), 2846 nucleotides. RefSeq names its product synaptonemal complex protein 2 like (gene SYCP2L). The transcript has 28 exons. The coding region runs from base 32 to 2452 and encodes 806 amino acids. Lineage: Eukaryota; Metazoa; Chordata; Mammalia; Artiodactyla; Delphinidae. The record is from RefSeq and is a predicted model, not a curated record.
GCAGUCUGUUCAGGAAAAGGAUGGGAGCGGCAUGGCACAGGAUGCUUUCUAUCUUCAGUCACUUAUUACUAAUACAUUGCAUGAUGAAGGAUUUCAGAAAAUAAAAGAAUAUUUUCGACAGAGAGAGCGCCACGUUCCUCAAAAAUAUAAUAAUCUUUUGUUACACCAUCUUGACAGAUCAAUAAAUAAGGAGCUGGAUAAAAAUGAAUUUCUGUGUGCUUCGCUGUUGCUGAAAUGUGUUCAGCGAUUCUUCAUUGAUGGCCUCAAAGAAGAUGAGCCUUUGCUCAUUCAGCAGGGACUGAUCCCAAAGAUGGUUUCCUGGUUUGAAAGAACAACAGGAUUUCUGACCAUGCCAGACCUAGCCUCGGACAUAUAUCUGAUUAAUGUGACGGAAGACUUUUUUGACACAGCCUUGAUUAUUUCCAGAACUAGUAGUAAAGGGAAAAGUCAGAUGUUGGGUUCCUUCAUAUUUACCUUAGGAUUUCUGGUGACAGAAGAGAAUAUAAAUCAUUUGAUCCAGCAGGAGGCACUGAGGACCUUGAACUUCCUUCUGCAAGCUGUACCUCGGGAGGAGAGAAAACAACUUGUCUUGUCGGAAGGCUCGUGUCGUCUUAUGAAAGACCUUGCAAGGACAAUCUUGACUGUGGGUGAUUAUGACCAGCAGGUGGCUCUUUGUGAAGCAUUGUGUAGACUGACCGUGAAAAAAUCAAGGGAAGACUUUGUCCAUCAGUGGUUUGAAGAUGAUACCAUUGCUGAGGCUUUCAAAGAAAUUAAAGAUCGAGAAUUUGAGACGGAUUGUAGACGGUUUCUCAAUCACCUAAAUGACAGACUUGGUGACCAAAGAAGGGUCUAUUCAUUUCCAUGCAUUGCUGCUUUUGCUGAUGAUUUUGAGAUGAGAAAACCUGCAGAUGAAAAAUUAGAGAAAUUUUGGAUUGAUUUCAACCUAGGAACUCAGAGUGUAACUUUUUAUAUAAACAAUCCUGAGAGCGCUUUAUGGGACUCGGUAAGACUUUUGAAGGAAGCAGCGAUUAAUUUCAGCAUAAUAGAAACUGAGAUGAAGAUGCUCAAAAUUGACCUGAAGAAGCCUAUUAAUAUCAGAAACAAAGAAGUGAUGAAAAUAGAAAUUCAUUUUGAAUUGCAAUUCAACAUAGCACAAGCUUCCAUUAAAGCUUUAGGAGAUGACAAACAGGUGAGGCCUGACCAGACGAAAAUCUCCUCAGACGGUUCUGGUGAGUUUGAGAAAGAAGACACUGAGAUUCCUAGCAGCCACGAAAGAGAGACAGACCAAGCAAAGGAAUCUACCGAGCUGGCAGAGUUAACCAGUGCUGAAGAUAACAAUUGCCCAACAACUCUCCCCUUAAAUAACCAGUCUGAGCCUACUGUGAGUACAGGGAACUGGGGACAAGAUUCUGAACUGUAUCCACCAGGAUGCUGGCAGAUAUUGACGUUUCUGGAACAGCCAAUAUUUAAUUAUAGGAAACACCUCUUCUCGGAGAGUAAUGAAGACUCAAGUACUAGUGCCAGUGAACUGUCUUGGACCAGUAACCAAAAAAGGAAAUCCCUAAAGUCAUAUACUAAUAGAAAAAAGAUAAGAACCAGAAGUAACAUAAAAACCUUGCCACUUUUCCCCCUCAGUAGUGGCAGUGACCUUGAGAAAGAUGAAGCUAAAAUUCUAACACCAUUACGGAAAGAUACCUCUAGGCAAAAUAAUGUCACACCUCCAAAAAUUUCUGGAACGGAAUUUCAGAGUAGUUCUGCCUUUUUAACUCCUGAAGAUUCUGCCCAGAAGAUAGAACUUCAAAGUCCCCCCCCACCGAGCGAUCUCUCUUCCUUGGAGCACUCAGAUGUUGAAGAAAAUGUAUCUGAGACUGUGGCCCAGGAGUCAUUGGUGAAAAGUACUGGCUUCAAACAUAAACUGCAAAACUUGGAAGACAGAGACAGAGCAGAUGGUCAUUUCGCUAAGGGGAAACAGUCGCGAUUGGAAGAAGGUGAUGCUCCAGGAUGCCUUUCCUCAGUGGCAGAAGAAACAGACUUGGCAGAAGGCAUUUCUACCUCAUCCUUAAAAGUUAUUCCAGAGAACUUGAAAGGUUCUGCAAUGAUCACCACCUUUGAAAACUUCACUAGAGAACUGAAAAGAAAAUACGAGGUUAGGUACAGAAGGAGCCCACUUUAUUCAGAAACUGCAAAGCAAGCACCAGAUUGCCUAACAAAACUUUUAAACCAGAUACAUCUGUGCAGACUGAAUAAACUAGAACAGUUUCACACUUUAGUUCUUCAAGAGCUGAGCAAUCUUGAAAAGGAUAUUGGGGGUCUGCAACGCCUUGAGGAGGAUGUUCUGGAAUUUUGGGGGAAACAGUCUGAUGAUCUGAAAUCAUUCUGUGAACUGCAGCUGCUGAGUCUGAGCCAUGGGAAGGAGAUAAAUCUACCUCAAGCCACAGAAGCGGUGCCUUAAUGCUCUGUGCUCAUUCACUCCAAAUGGAAUUCCUGAGACCAGUCAAGUUGGAAUAGUCCGUAAUAUGUUGGUAGUUUGUCCAUUUGUUUACAAAGGUUAAGCUUUUGUAUUAAAAUUUCAUCAGAAAAUAAGAAAUUCAGGAUGUUUAGCAACUUGGAGUGAUUUGCUUUUUUUUUAAAAUGAUUCUUUAAAGGAAAAUUGAUUUUUGAGAAGUGUCUUCAAGUUAUUUGGGGGCAGGGAAACCUCAGCAUCUGUAUAUAUACUACUUAGUAUAUCUCUUUAAGGGAGGGUUUACUUUUAUUUUCAUAGCUCAGAUGAAAAUGGUGUUGUAUUUUGAAAUAGUUACUCUUUCAUUUGAUCUGCAAAUGUUCUAGUUUCUGUAGAACUUUAACAA